Messenger RNA from Ordospora colligata OC4, 378 nucleotides. RefSeq lists its product as uncharacterized. The record is from RefSeq and is a predicted model, not a curated record. The transcript has a single exon. The coding region runs from base 1 to 378 and encodes 125 amino acids. NCBI's taxonomy places the organism in Eukaryota, Fungi, Microsporidia, Ordosporidae.
AUGUCUAUCAAAGACAGCACAAAGGCAAAGGCAUCUGCCAACCAUAGCAUGCUGAGCGAUGCAUCCCUGUUCAUGCACUUUGUGGAUGCGAUACACUCUGUGUACCAGCCAUGUAACAUAAUCUCCUCAGAUACAUCAAACUAUCGUCUCAGGCAGCAAACUCAGGAGAAAACACACAUCAACCCAUGUUAUGCUGAGUCUGUGUCUAAUCGCACAUUACAUAACAAACAUCCAGUGCCUUUUAUAGAAGAUACAAAUGGAUUUGGAUGUGCAUUCUGCAAUGUGAGAUACAUAUACAAGAGGUGCCUGAUCACCCAUCUUAUGAAAACACACAACAUAGAUCUAAAAAAUCCUCAAAGGUCUAUUGAUUUCCAAUAA